AUGGGCGGUCCCUACCUGUUCACGGCCAUUGUGACCCUCCUCUCCGUCCUGGGGCUGCACUCUGCCGUGGCUCAGAAUUCCUGUGGGACUGAUCAAAAUCCAUAUUGCGCAGGCGACAGCACAUUCGAACAAAUCUGCUGUCCUUAUCCCAAUGUUUGUUAUUGGCAAAACCGCAAUGGCGAACCAGGUUGCUGCCCGGCUGGUCAAGUCUGCGAUGGCUCUUCUUAUUAUCCCCCGACCCCUCAACCAACGCCCACCCUUCAAACAACUACACUACAUCCCUCUACUAUCACUAUAACGCCAACUCCUGCCUCCCCGCCCUCGACUACUGUUGUUACUGGCGGAGGUAUUAUCAUCAUCACCACCGUUCCUAACAGCGGUGUUACUGUCAUUACUACCCCCAACAGCGUUGUCACCAUCACCACGAUCUAUGGCGGGCCAUGCGGUGGCGGUGUGUGCUCAACCGUGACCUCUGGAGUGGGCGGUGUCUAUUCCACCUUUACUUCAGUGGUGAGUGGAGCAUUCUCCACGGUUACUUCUGGUGUUGCCAGCGCAUAUUCCACUGUCUCUGGGGUCUUGGUUGGUUCCAGCGGUGUUCCCAGGUCGAGUCCUAUCUCGACGUUUGCACACUUCAUGGCUACUUUGUUUGUGCUCGUGGGCAACCUGCUGGGAUAA
Messenger RNA from Cladophialophora psammophila CBS 110553, 675 nucleotides. RefSeq lists its product as uncharacterized. Lineage: Eukaryota; Fungi; Ascomycota; Eurotiomycetes; Chaetothyriales; Herpotrichiellaceae. The record is from RefSeq and is a predicted model, not a curated record. The coding region runs from base 1 to 675 and encodes 224 amino acids. The transcript has a single exon.